Molecule: messenger RNA, 798 nt
Organism: Trichoplax adhaerens
Lineage: Eukaryota; Metazoa; Placozoa; Uniplacotomia; Trichoplacea; Trichoplacidae
Exons: 7
Biological process (GO): plasma membrane phospholipid scrambling
Cellular component (GO): plasma membrane
Molecular function (GO): phospholipid scramblase activity
Source: RefSeq, a predicted model, not a curated record
UAUCCUCCAGUUCAACCAGGUUAUGGUCUACCACCAGGCGGUGUAGCCCAACAGCCAGGUUAUGGAGGGCCAUCAUUACAGCAACGGCCAAGAGGACGACAGUCAGUUCAGUGGAUGCCUCCACCGCAAGGACCACCGGGUUGUCCUCCUGGGUUAGAAUAUCUAACCCAAAUUGAUCAGUUGCUCAUUCAUCAACAAGUUGAAAUUUUAGAACUUUUUACAAAUAUCGAAACCGCAAACAAGUACGCUGUCAAAAAUACAUUGGGACAACAAGUUUACUUUGCUGCUGAAGAUAAUGACUGUUGUACACUACAAUGUUGUGGUCCUGCUCGCCCAUUUGAAUUAAGAAUAUUGGACAACUCUCAAAGGGAAGUAAUUCAUUUAAGUAGACCGUACAGAUGUUCUAGCUGUUGCUGCCCAUGUUUCUUACAAGAAUUAACGGUGGAAUCACCACCAGGAAAUACCGUUGGCUUCGUUAAACAAUCGUGGUCACUUUUCACACCCGCAUUCGACAUUACCGAUGCUGCAGGAAACACUGUCUUAACGAUUGAAGGUCCUUGUUGUCCAUGUUCAUGUAUGGGAGAUGUUGAAUUUGAGGUUAAGAGUAAAGAUGGAGCAACAAAAGUAGGAAAAAUUACAAAGCAGUGGUCAGGCCUUUUGAAAGAGGCAUUUACUGAUGCAGAUAACUUCGGAAUAACAUUUCCUAUGGAUCUCGAUGUUAAAGUUAAAGCAACGCUUCUAGGAGCCGUAUUCUUAAUCGAUUUCAUGUAUUUUGAGGAAGCUAAUAAUAAUAACAAA